GUAAACAUGGUUAUUGGCAUUCUGGUGUUUAACAAACUUGUAUCCAAAGAUGGAAUAACUGAUAAGAAACUGAAGGAGCGGGCAGGGGCGUCCCUCUGGAGCUCCUGUGUUGUCCUGCCUCUGCUGGCCCUCACCUGGAUGUCAGCCGUGCUGGCCAUCACUGACCGCCGUUCGGCCCUCUUCCAGAUCCUCUUCGCAGUGUUUGACUCCUUGGAGGGCUUCGUCAUCGUGAUGGUCCACUGCAUUCUAAGAAGAGAGGUGCAAGAUGCUGUUAAAUGCCGAGUCAUGGAUCGUCAAGAAGAAGCCAAUGGGGAUUCUGGAGGAUCGUUCCAGAACGGACAUGCCCAGCUUAUGGUAAGUGGGGGGGAAAUGCUUUGAAGGAGAGGACAGAUGUAGCUUUUAUGACUCCGGUGAACCAAGAUGGCGCAUACCAAGUUGGCAAAUAGAGGCUGGGAAUGUUUGGAGGUUAAACCCUAUGAAGAACAGUUGUAGGAACUUGACAUAAAGAGGUCUCACAAAGAGAAGGAUUAUGAGUGAAGUGGAAAAAUCUGGCCCAUAGAAUCACCAAGAAUUGGACACAAC
Molecule: messenger RNA, 582 nt
Organism: Thamnophis sirtalis
Lineage: Eukaryota; Metazoa; Chordata; Lepidosauria; Squamata; Natricidae
Source: RefSeq, a predicted model, not a curated record